This is a messenger RNA of Owenia fusiformis, 807 nucleotides long. The record is from the annotation of a GenBank genome assembly. Lineage: Eukaryota; Metazoa; Annelida; Polychaeta; Sabellida; Oweniidae.
CGUCACAACAGUAGUCACACCAAUAGUUACAACAACAGUCACAAUAGUUACAACAAUAGCCAGAAUAGUUACAACAAUAGCCACAAUAGUUACAACAGUCACCCACCAUCUACUCCACACUUUACAACAACGGUGAAGGCAAAAGCCACUGUUAAAGUAGAAGUCCACACCCCCCUUCCAGGGGCUGUAGAUAGCGAUCAUGGCUAUAAGCAUAAGAGACGGCGACACAAGAGGUCUCCGCAGCAACAGAUGCUUGAGUUUCCUCACAGUACAUCAGAGUCUAGUGACACCUCAAAUAAAUCAUAAUGAGGUGUGCUGAAUGCUGUAGUCCCUAUGUGUCAAAUGGUGCCGUAUUUGUAUAGAAAGUAGACUUAAUUUUAUUUUAUAUAUCUAUAUAUAUAGCAGUGGAAUAUUAUAAAAAAAACUUACAUGGUGGAUAUUUCCAUAUUUGGCAUUUACCUGUGAUGCUAUGGAAUAUAACAAUGCAAAUUGAGAAAUACGAACGACUUCUUCACAAUCUGAAACAGAGAACUUUAUGUCAGACAGUCAGUGACAAACUGCAUACAGGCAUCGACAUUUGCCAACAACCUUAUGGAACUGAGACUGUGGCAAGAUAUAAAGCAUUUACAAUCAUUAGAUUGUAUUUGUCACUUUUUAGUGGUAGUGUUUUGCAUUUACCAUAAGAGGAAUAUUUGACUGAUGAAAUACUCAUUUUAUAUAUAGUUUACAUGUAUUUAUUGAACAUAGCAUAAUAUGUUGAAUGUGGGGGAGAAUGCUCAUUAUAUUCAUGUUUUAUGAUGAAAUUCA